This is a messenger RNA of Myotis daubentonii (Daubenton's bat), 4570 nucleotides long. RefSeq names its product 5-hydroxytryptamine receptor 4 (gene HTR4). Lineage: Eukaryota; Metazoa; Chordata; Mammalia; Chiroptera; Vespertilionidae. The record is from RefSeq and is a predicted model, not a curated record. Gene Ontology annotation, cellular component: plasma membrane. Gene Ontology annotation, molecular function: G protein-coupled serotonin receptor activity. Gene Ontology annotation, biological process: adenylate cyclase-activating adrenergic receptor signaling pathway; chemical synaptic transmission; regulation of appetite.
GAGGCAGGAAUAUCAACAGAGAGAGAAGCUGAGAAGGGGACCUGCUCAGGGUUUUUGGCAUGCUCAGGGUCAAUUUCCAGUUCACUGGGGUUGUACUCACAAUUGUAAGUUAGUUGUCUUUUAAGAUUGUCUUGGGAGACUUAUUUGCAUGCAGCGCUUAGUUACUGUCACGGCUUCUCUGUUUUGUCAAGCUCCCACGCAGACUCGGUGGUCCUGAGGGGUGAAUUCUCCGGCUAGCAGGCCUUUGGGCCCUCUCAACUGUCUCACCCAAGGAAGGUUCUUUCCCCCUCCCUCCCCAACAGGCUUUAACUCUUGACCUGUGUUGACCCUGCAAGUUGAGGCCUUCCUCAGAUGUGUCCAGGAAAAAUGUUUUGCGUCCUGUCACAGUUCCUCGCAGACGUUACAAGCACUAGGUGACACCCGGGCAGGAGCCUCGGUCAGUCUCAACACAACUGCCAGCGCAUGGUCCCCAUUUUACAGACAGGAGCACUGAGGCUCCGCUCGGGUCUAAUAAACGAGCUCAAGGUCACAAGCGGACAGAGCUGGGAGAAACGCUACCUCCAGAUCCAGAAAGCAAAUAGUGGAUUAAGAAAUAUUGGCCGGAUCACUUCCGGAGACUUCCGGAUAACAAAGCAUUGCCUCGGGAAAACUUGGGAGCCUUGCAUCUAAGGGACAAUGGAGCUCACUCUAAACCCUGCUCCCAAACGGACCCUGGCCCGGCAGGCAGGCAGGCAGAGGGAAGUAAGCUAUUGAGGGGUAGGGUUUCUCCUGGCACGGGCACCGCACGCGCUUUCGCCUUUCCUAUUUAUCUUACAGGAGAGGACAUGAGCACUCAGAGAUGUUCACCAACUUGCCCAAGGUCACCCAGGAGCCGGCAGUGAGCCCAGGACAGCGAUCGUUCCAGGAAGGCGCGGGCCGGCCAGCCCCGGGGGGUGAGGUCCUUCCCGCCCGCGUCCGCGCCCACUCCCUGUGCGCCGGGCCGCGCCCCCGCCGCUCCCCGCGCCCGGUGGGGGCGACUGCGGGGACCGCCCAGGGGACCGACCAGGUUGGGGGCUGUUGAGUCCAAGGGGCCAGGCUCGACCGGCCGGGGAAGACGACGAUGCACGGCGCGCCCAGGACCCUGUGGGUACUGAAAUCCAACUCACCCAUGCCUAUUUCCUGUAAUGGACGAACUUGAUGCUAAUGUGAGUUCCAAGGAGGGUUUCCGGUCAGUGGAGAAGGUCGUGCUGCUCACGUUUCUCUCCACGGUUAUCCUGAUGGCCAUCUUGGGGAACCUUCUGGUGAUGGUGGCCGUGUGCAGGGACCGGCAGCUCAGGAAAAUAAAAACCAACUAUUUCAUUGUCUCUCUUGCCUUUGCGGAUCUGCUGGUCUCCGUGCUGGUGAUGCCCUUCGGUGCCAUUGAGCUGGUUCAGGACAUCUGGAUUUACGGGGAGAUGUUUUGCCUCGUCCGGACUUCUCUAGACGUCCUGCUCACCACGGCAUCAAUUUUUCACCUGUGCUGCAUUUCUCUGGACAGGUAUUAUGCCAUCUGCUGCCAGCCUUUGGUCUAUAGGAACAAGAUGACCCCUCUGCGCAUCGCAUUAAUGCUGGGAGGCUGCUGGGUCAUCCCCAUGUUUAUCUCUUUUCUUCCUAUAAUGCAAGGCUGGAACAACAUUGGCAUAAUUGAUUUGGAAGGAAUACCCAAACCAAGGCUGGGCGAGGAUUUGCAUGUGAUAGAAAAAAGGAAGUUCCCUCAGAACUCUAACUCCACGUACUGUAUCUUCAUGGUCAACAAGCCCUACGCCAUCACUUGUUCCGUGGUAGCCUUCUACAUCCCGUUUCUCCUCAUGGUGCUGGCCUAUUACCGCAUCUAUGUCACAGCCAAGGAGCACGCCCACCAGAUCCAGAUGCUACAACGGGCAGGAGCCCCCUCGGAGGGCAGGCCCCAGCCGACAGACCAGCAUAGCACUCACCGCAUGAGGACAGAGACCAAAGCAGCCAAGACCCUGUGCAUCAUCAUGGGUUGCUUCUGCCUCUGCUGGGCCCCCUUCUUUGUCACCAAUAUUGUGGAUCCGUUCGUAGACUACACGGUCCCUGGGAAGGUGUGGACAGCUUUCCUCUGGCUCGGCUAUAUCAAUUCUGGAUUGAACCCCUUCCUCUACGCUUUCUUGAAUAAGUCUUUUCGACGUGCCUUUCUCAUCAUCCUCUGCUGUGAUGAUGAGCGCUACCGAAGACCUUCCAUUCUGGGCCAGACUGUCCCCUGUUCAACCACAACCAUUAAUGGGUCCACACACGUGCUAAGGUACACAGUUCUGCACAGCAGGCAUCACCAGGAACUCGAGAAACUGCCCAUACACACUGACCCAGAAUCCCUGGAAUCAUGCUUCUGAUUGAGGACCUGGCUCACAGCUAAGCCAUUCAUUCCCAUUUGUGUCUGCAUGAACAGGACACCCUGGCACCUCUCCUGACGCUCACCACCACCAGUGAGGUAUGAGAAAGGGGGCCCAGGGCCCAGGGCAGGUCAUGGAGGACCGUCCGUGUUGGACAGGCCCUGAGACCAGAAUGUGGAGGAUCACAGAGUUGAGAAGGGAUUUCGUCCGAUCCAGCAUCGCACCCAACGCAGGAGUAGCAUUCUUCACAGCAUCCCUGGAAGUUGGUCAAUCUCUGCUUGCACACCUCCAGGGACAGGAGCUCACUACCUCCUAAUGCAGUCCCUUCUGCCGUAGGGAAGCUCUAAUUAAAGGAAGUUUUUUAGAGAGCUCUCAACUCUAUCACUGUUCCAAUGGGGCCAUGCAGUUGGCCACCUCUUCCUCUUAAGAACCCUUAGCUGUUAGGAGGCAGUGAUCUGCCACCCACUCACCCUUUUAAUUCUUCCUACACUCAACAGCUCCAGUUUUCUCUCCAUGCUGGCCAUCUGCUUCUGGUGGAUGAAUUCAUCAAGGUUCUUUUAACAAAAUUAGGUUGAUGGCAAUGCCAAGAGGUUCAUCCAGAAGCACUGAAGUGCUGACAAGAGAAGCAUCAAUAUAUUUUGGUUUAGAGACAUGAGCAUUUUUUUUCUCGUCAUAUUUUGAGGGGUAUAGACUCUGGGAACUCUGCUGAUGAUUUGGUUUCAGAUCUAUUACCAGCUCUGUGUGUGCAUCUGUUUAAAGGUGGCAUUCUCUCCUUGGCACACUGGCUUUGAGGUCAUUUGGAAUGAAUCCUGAUUGACUUCCCUUCCAUGACAAUGCAAAAAGGGCCUGCGCCUUUACCCAGAACGUCAACUGAGAAUGGUCCUACCACUCCGAUUUGGGGAACAACACUCAGUUGCUGUAAUCCGUUGAGUGGCUUUCGGGGCCCUGUGCCGAGUCAGUGCCUGGUCUGGGUCAGGACAAUUGGCUCUUUCGGCAAAGACAGGGCCCCAGACCAACUUGCUUUCUAGGAACCGCAUUGGCCCCUGCCUGUGAAGCUCCUGAAAUACCGCUGUUCUACAUCUUCCACCAGCGUCUGCCCUUCUCCAUGCGCCCACGGAGACGCUUCCCUGAUGUCAAAGUUACCACCAAAUUACUUUAUCUUGGGGUGAAUUAUGCCCCCAGGGUGAGGCUCAGUUGCCUUUCUUGUGGUCGAAAGGAUUGCUUGUGGGUCCUUAUAGGAGCCCAUUGAACAGACAGUGUGGGUGAUGGUGGGGUGCAGAUGUGAUAACACCCCACAAGGCAAAGAUGCGCCAGACCUUUCUAACCUCGCCAGCUCCCCUUGACCUUCCACCUGGUCUGUUUAUCCUGCUUCCUUUCCUGAGUGAUCUCAGAAGCCACAUUGCCUCCUUAUCCCCUAUUUCACCCGUGAGGGCAGAAUCCAUUACCUCCCCCUUUUCUCUCUGUCCCAGAAAUGGUAAGAAGGAUGGUCAGACUCCACACAGGACUAGGGUGACCAGCCACUCUGGUUUUAGCACUGAAGGUCCCACAUCCCAAGAAACCCAUUAGUAACCGACAAACUGGGCCAGUUGGUCACCCACCAAGGGGACCCUCCCAUGCUGAGGAUGAAGAAGCCUCCUCAGAGUUGCUUUCCUUUCUUCACUUUUUUUAAUGGUAAAGGCAGAGAUGCGUGAAAUUGGGGGUCCGUAGUUCUCCACGUGCUCCCUGAAUGUGGUUUCUGCUCUCCUUGAUUCACAAAGAACUUCCUAGGGAACGACUAAGACAGCGCUCACAAGAACCAGCUCACAGUGAGGAGGAAUAGGUUUAGUGCUUCCAGGCAACUGGUAAACUUUGUUUAACACCCUGAAGUCGGUAGGAUCUACUAUAACUGCCUAUGGGCGCACACAGAUACAUAAAUACAAUUGGAUUUCUUCCCUGCGAAAUGCUUCUUCUCCCAGGAGCUUAGCAAGCAUAUUUAUGUAUGUAACACUAGAGGCCCCUGAGCACGAAUUCGUGCACAGGUGGGUCCCUCAGCAUGGCCUGCGGGGAUUAGGCUGAAACUGGCAGUCCAAUGCCACCUGCUGCUCCACUCAUCCCGGCCCUGCUGCACCUGCCGCGGGCUGGCGCCCAGUCAGUCCUGAUCGGGAGAGGCUCACACCACAGCAGCAGUGCCAUUCUCCAGCUGAGCCCUGCAUCUGGCAUCU